GCAAUUCUUUUCGCUUCCCCUGGACCAAGAAAUCCCACACCAGGUUUGGCUUCUCAACGUGUUGUGGUUCGACGAAAAUGUUAAACAAUGGUAUGUGAAGAAGCAUUGACAAUCUGGAAUGUUUCUGAUAGAACAAAUACAGAUGUUAAAAGUGAUGAUGAUGAAGAGGAAGAAGAAGAUGACCAAGAAGUGGAAGAAGUUGAGGGAGUGGAUGAUACUUCUUCUAGUUCUUCAAAUGGAAAUGUUGAGGAGGCGGAAGAAGAUGUUGCUGUUUUGCCAGACAACUUUUCUGAUGUUGUCACAAUUAGUGCAAACCUAGCUUAA
Meloidogyne enterolobii is the source of this 324-nucleotide messenger RNA. Lineage: Eukaryota; Metazoa; Nematoda; Chromadorea; Rhabditida; Meloidogynidae. The record is from the annotation of a GenBank genome assembly.